Molecule: messenger RNA, 715 nt
Organism: Phaethon lepturus (White-tailed tropicbird)
Lineage: Eukaryota; Metazoa; Chordata; Aves; Phaethontiformes; Phaethontidae
Gene: ST8SIA1
Product: ST8 alpha-N-acetyl-neuraminide alpha-2,8-sialyltransferase 1
Exons: 1
Biological process (GO): oligosaccharide metabolic process; N-glycan processing
Molecular function (GO): alpha-N-acetylneuraminate alpha-2,8-sialyltransferase activity
Source: RefSeq, a predicted model, not a curated record
UUGUUUUACAGGUUCCAGAAUCUGCUGUGGUCUCGAAAAGCAUUUGUGGACAGUGUGAAGGUGUAUAACCACAGCUACAUCUACAUGCCAGCCUUCUCGAUGAAGACAGGGACGGGACCAUCCCUACGUGUCUAUUACACCCUAGAGGAUUUCGGUGCCAAGCAGGCAGUCCUUUUCGCCAACCCUAAUUUCCUGCGUGACAUUGGCAAGUUCUGGAAGAGCAAAGGUAUCCAUGCCAAACGGCUUUCAACGGGACUUUUCCUUGUCAGUGCCGCCCUUGGUCUGUGUGAAGAAGUAACAACUUAUGGCUUCUGGCCAUUCUCGGUGGACCUGCAAGGGAAGUUUAUUAGCCAUCAUUACUAUGACAAUGUCUUGCCCGAUUCUGGAUUCCACGCCAUGCCAGAGGAAUUUCUACAGCUCUGGUUUCUUCAUAAAAGUGGUGUACUGAGAAUGCAGCUAGAACCAUGUGAGGACCCUUCAAUCCAGUCUUCUGCCUGAGGAUCGUAGGAGUCUGUUUGGGAGAUCCAAUACUUUUUAAUUUCCAUGCUUUCCAACAGAGAGUUCUGUUUUCUGUUGAUUCUUUUUAAAGGGAAAAUAAUUGUGGAUAUGUAUGGACCAUAAAAUGAUACUUGAAGGCCAAAUGGAAUACGUCCUUAAUGUAUAGUGCUUUAUGGAACUGGGGUGGGGAAAAGCAAAUCUCUCCAUCCAGUCCCUU